AUGAGUUCUAAGAUAAACUUCUCAAGCCCUCCAAUACCAUGCAAAUUCCAUACCAAAAAACCAAAUCUUCUAAAAAGAAACACUAGCAUCAUCUCUUCCUUUUCCUCAGGUGAAAAACAACAAAAAACCAUUUCCACCACAAUUGAAACUCCAUCAAAUAAUGAUAAGGCUUACACUAUCAACUUCAAGACAAAAAGUGCUUGCAAGCUUGGAAUUUCAAGGUAUCCUGAUUUUGAAUAUGAUGCUGAAGGAGGAAUAGGAAAUGGUUUUGGUGCAAAGGCAACAAAAAAUCAAGAUAGUAAUGAUAUUCUUGUUUCAUUUGAUCUUGAAACAUUGUAUAUUCCAUCAUUAACAGGCUCUACUACUAAGUUUCUUGGAUUGCCAUUGCCACCAUUCUUGAAGAUUGAUAUUGUUCCAAAAGCUUUUCAUGGAAGUAUUAAUCAUGAAUCUGGCAAGGUUGAUCUUGAGUUUGAGGCCAAGUUCUUGUUUUCUGCUGGUAGUAUCUAUAAGGCUCCACCGUUGAUUGUCAAGACAGUGUUGACAUCUGAGGAAUCAAAGGGAAGAAUGAAGAGUGGAAGAGGCAUGAGGUUGGAUGAAGAAGGAAAAUGCAGACUUGUUGGUGUGGCAACAGUUGAUCCUAUUGAUGAUUUCAUUAUGAAUUCUUUCCUUGGCCUACCAACUGAAUGUCUUGCUGAGUUAAAUGCUAUGAUAUCUAUUUCUUCUUCGUCAUAA
Messenger RNA from Lathyrus sativus (Indian pea), 732 nucleotides. The record is from the annotation of a GenBank genome assembly. NCBI's taxonomy places the organism in Eukaryota, Viridiplantae, Streptophyta, Magnoliopsida, Fabales, Fabaceae.